Molecule: messenger RNA, 1223 nt
Organism: Patiria miniata (bat star)
Lineage: Eukaryota; Metazoa; Echinodermata; Asteroidea; Valvatida; Asterinidae
Exons: 3
Coding region: 150-815 (221 amino acids)
Source: RefSeq, a predicted model, not a curated record
AACCAUUAUUACGUAUACCGUAGAAGCUGUAUGACGACAAGUCGAUUUUGUAGGCGCAAGGCCAGUCUUGCAAGGGAGUAGUGCGCGUUCCCUGUUUUGACGCAGAAAUAAGUGAAGAACUGCUGGCUGAUGUGAAAAACCCGCGGAAAAUGUUGGUCUUCAGUUGGACUUUAGGGCUUUUAUGUUCCCUCUCUUUGCUACCUGUACAAGGGAAGAUGUGUAGCGCCAUGAUCAAGGCUGCACCCGGUGAUGAUCUGACCGCGCUUCGUGACAACGCUUUCGCGGCUUUCAGAACCGAGUGCCGCGGUAAACAAGGCAAUCUCGACGACACCAAAUCUUGCUCGUUCACUUUGGAGCCGUCCGACCCUCCAGUUGCCACGUUCAUCUUGCAGCCGCUGAGGGCGCCUUUCCGGUUGGACUUCGAUGUAAAGACCCACCGCGAUGCCAUAAUAGUCCUGGCGGAGGAAAAGACAGAAGCGUCUGUCUUUGCCUGGAUCACCAUAGGUGGCUGGUCAAGACAGAGGUCGGCCAUCCGUGCCUGCUUCAUCUUUGGCUCGCCGGAAUGUGGGCAGUUGCUGGGUGGGCGUUCAGAGCACAUCGAGGUAGAUAUCGUCGUCGACAGUGAAAGUCGCCCCUUCUGGAUGGAGUACAAACACGGCGUGGUGACCGUCGGCAAAGGAGGACAGGAGGAGGCUUUCUUGGAGUGGGACGCCGCUGCGUAUCAUCAUCGCCACAUAUCAACGCCCGUAUACGUCGGUAUAAGUUCUUGGACAUAUGUACCUGCGGACUGGGUGUUCUACCAAUUCUGUGCCUAAGAGUACAAAAGCAAUGGGCAGAAUGAGUGUGAUGUAAUACGAGGUACAGACAGUUGACAUAAUACGUAAGUUGAGGCAUUUGAGAAUUUUUCAAUAUUCUAAGAAAGUUUUCUCGGAUAACUAAUUUGUUGACCUUUAUGGUCUUUGGUUUUACUGAAGCGAUUCCAAUUGAGUAGAGAACAUUUACAGUGUUGCGCUCUUUGUUGAUGGUUUGUGAUGGAUAGUGGUCAUUGGUAUCACUGUCUAUAUUGUGCUUAUGCUUAUCACUGAGUCAUUCAUUGUUGAGUUAUGGUGGUCGGAGUUAUGGUGGUCGGGGGUAACGCCUAAUGCUUCCGGUUUGCCCUGCUUUUUGGUAUUCCGAUUAAUAUUCUUAAAUUAAACUUGAAGCGGUGGCACAUACUCACACAA